GUUUUAGGGGCGGCAGAGGUGGUGGUGGUGGUAGAGGAGGCGGCUUUGGGAACCGAUGGCAGGAUCAAGGACCCCCAGAGGAAGUGAUGGAAAUUGGCUUCAUGACACACACUUGUGAAGAAGAUUUGGUCUGCAAGAGUGUCAGUGACAAGAUUCCAUACUUUAAUGCUCCCAUCUACCUGCAAAACAAACAACAGAUUGGAAAAGUUGAUGAAAUAUUUGGCCCCAUUAAGGACUUUUACUUCUCUGUCAAGUUAUCAGACAACAUGAAGGCAACAUCGUUUGACAAAUUAGCCAAGUUUUACAUUGAUCCAGCCAAAUUGUUGCCACUUGCAAGGUUCCUGCCAGGGCCACGGGGAGCAGGCAAAAGAGGUGGCAGAGGAGGUGGUGACAGAGGCCGAGGUAGAGGAGGGUUUGACCGGGGCCGAGGAGGUUUCAGCAGAGGUGGACGAGGUGGAUUUGACAGGGGCCGAGGGGGGCGAGGUGGUUUUGAUAGGGGUAGGGGAGGUGGUGGUUUCAGGGGGAACAGGGGCGGAGGAUUUCGAGGCAGGGGAGGGUUUUAG
This is a messenger RNA of Candidula unifasciata, 563 nucleotides long. Lineage: Eukaryota; Metazoa; Mollusca; Gastropoda; Stylommatophora; Geomitridae. The record is from the annotation of a GenBank genome assembly.